Lactuca virosa is the source of this 2155-nucleotide messenger RNA. The record is from the annotation of a GenBank genome assembly. Lineage: Eukaryota; Viridiplantae; Streptophyta; Magnoliopsida; Asterales; Asteraceae.
GACAAACGUACGAAAAUUCAUGAACAAAGAAAGAGCCCACGCCAUAUCUCUCUAUGCAAGAAGCUGGAAGAACUUUCCACCGCUAAAAAAUGCUGCCAUUGUUAGGCAAAACCAAGACCAUGAUAUUGACGUACUCUUCUUCUUUCACCACCCGUUUACUCGCACUCCAUUCAACUUCCACUUCCACUUCUACUCGAUCCACAUCUUCUCCCCUUCUUCAUCGAUCUCCUCAGGGUUUUUUUGGUUCGAUUUUGAGGUACAAGUUGCGGGGUUAUUGCUCUUCUAGAGUGAAUAGAGGAGAAUUGAUGGCUAACAACAUUAAAGUAGUUCAAAAUCCCGAUUCAAUUUCUUAUUUGAAUCAACGAGAAGCUGCUGAAGUUGAUGAGAUUCUUAUGGGUCCUCUUGGAUUUAGCGUCGACCAGCUCAUGGAAUUGGCUGGUUUGAGCGUUGCUACAGCAAUUGCCGAGGUAUACAAUUUGAAGGAUUACAAUCGUGUAUUGACAAUAUGUGGCCCAGGGAACAAUGGUGGGGAUGGUCUUGUAGUUGCUCGCCAUUUGUAUCACUUUGGAUAUAAACCGUUUGUUUGUUAUCCAAAACGAACUGCAAAGCUUCUUUAUACAGGUCUGGUGACUCAGCUAGAAUCAUUGGGUAUUCCUUUCCUAUCAGUGGAUGAUCUUCCUAUGAACUUAUCAGAGGACUUCAACAUUCUAGUCGAUGCCAUGUUUGGCUUUUCAUUCCAUGGCACACCAAGGGCACCAUUUGAUGAUCUGAUUCAACGGUUGGUGAAUCUACAAAAUUACAAUGAAAUAAAUAAAAAACCAUCUGUGAUUGCCUCUAUAGACAUCCCAUCUGGAUGGCAUGUGGAAGAAGGGGAUACAAAUGGUGAUGGAAUCAAACCUGACAUGUUGGUUUCUUUAACUGCCCCUAAGCUGUGUGCGAAGAAGUUUUGUGGUUCCCAUCAUUUCUUAGGUGGGAGGUUUGUUCCACCUUCCAUUGUUGACAAAUUUAACCUUCAUCUUCCAUCAUAUCCUGGAAGUUGUAUAGAAGAGGAGGUGGACCCCGACCCUUUUCUUCAGUUCCAGAAGUGGUUUGAUGAUGUAAUGGCAGCUGGUUUGAAGGAACCUAAUGCAAUGGCAUUGUGCACUGCUGGCAAAGAUGGCAAACCUUCAUCACGAAUGGUGUUGCUGAAAGGAUUUGAUAAAGACGGUUUUGUAUGGUACACGAAUUAUGGAAGCCGAAAAGCCAAGGAUUUAUCUGAGAAUGCUAAUGCAUCACUUCUAUUCUAUUGGGAUGGAUUGAAUCGCCAGGUGCGAAUAGAAGGUUCUGUGCAGAAGGUUUCUGAAGAAGAAUCUGAACAUUACUUCCAUAGUCGGCCUAGAGGAAGUCAGAUUGGUGCAAUAGCCAGCAAACAGAGCACUGUAAUUCCAGGACGCGAUUUUCUCCAUCAAGAGUAUAAAGAUUUGGAAGCAAAGUUCUCUGAUGGAGCUUUAAUCCCAAAACCAAAAUAUUGGGGUGGGUACAGGCUUAAACCUGAGUUUUUUGAGUUUUGGCAAGGACAGACAUCCAGGCUGCAUGAUAGGUUAUGUUAUUUUCCUGAAGAAGUGGAUGGCACAAGUGUAUGGAAAAUCAGACGUUUGGCUCCCUGACUAUCAUUCCCUUCAUCAUCAUUAUAAAAUACCAAAAUUCUAAUGAUACCUCUGAAGAAAGUGAAGGUAUUUAUUGGUCUCUUGAAAACCCAAUUAAUAUAAGGUCAGGGUUGUAAUCAUAUCUGACAUGUCUGUUUGUUUGUUUUUAUCCAUAUUCGGAAUGACUGAUGGUAAAAAUUGGUUCAUUCUAUGCAACAAAUUGUUUAUUACUCAUGUAUCUUAAAAUCAUUUUUGUUAAAAAAUAAAAUAAACGUGUUAGAAUAAAUUAUACAAAGAAAGAUCCCUAGAAGGUGGUAGCGGGAUACUUUUGGAUGAGCUGUCAUUUAAAAUAGCUUUGUGAUUUAAAUAAAUUUAAACUAGUUUUAUACCUUUUGGAUAAUACUAUUGAAAUUAUGUUUGUCAUUUUAUGAUGGUCAUUUCAUUUCGUUUCGUGUAAUUGGAAUAUACAAGGGAUUGAAACUAUGAUUUUACACAAGUUAGUGGUACUUAUGGGAGUUCAAGCAUUUCAU